AGCCAUUCUGUCUCAAGGUGGUCAAAAGAGCCAUCGUCUUGCACCUUUUCGGCCUGUGUGCCGCUCCCAUCGCCUUACCAGCGCACGCGGCCAUGUUCGCUGGUCAUCCGAUGCAGUCCCAAAGCUCGGCCGGCGGCAACGCUGAUGUCUCCGAGCCUCCUGCAGUCCAUUCCCAGGCGACCGGUCCUGGCGAGGCGGGCUCCGCCGCCAGCAUCAGAGAGCUCGAACGGGCUUCCGUCGACCCCGAGACCGCCGCAGGCUUCGAGGCGGCCGAGGCCAAGCCGCAGCUCGCGGCCAGGCUGCCCUCGGCGCUCGGGCGCGCGCUGAGCGCGGUGGGGAGCCGCGCAGGGGGCUCCGCGGCGAGCCUGCCCGAGGAGGUGGACGAGGAGGAAUCCAGCCUGCCCAAGCCCCAGAAGUGGUGCUGGGCAUGCAGAAACCACUGCGGCAAGGGCAAGGGCGGCAGCUGCUACUGGUGCUUCGUGAUCGUGUUCCUCACGUUCGUCUUCGAGUUCCCUUGUUUCCUUGUUUGGAUGGUCAAUAGUCCAUUGCCGUACCAGUUUUGGAACGAGGACUACGCUAAAUGGCCCAUCCUGGAGGACCACGACUUCAUUCAGCACGGGACAAUUACUGACUAUGCACUGGAGAUGUCAGGCGUCCCCAAGGCCUACUCGCAGUGCAAUCACUCAUGCACGGGAGGUUCCGGCAGUGGUGACGGCGUGAGUUUCCAGGUAAGCAUGAAGCUAGACGCCCCUGGCUUUGACUACACCGCCUUCCCGGUGCUGCUCGCCUCAAACGACUUCGAAGAUUGGUGGGUGGCCUCAGACAAGCGGGACGCCUCGCCGACCCCCUUCUUCCCGAGCCACAACGCCGGCGAGGCGGCGAUCUAUACGUACGUGACCGAAGACUGCACGCGCGUCCCCGAACUCCCCGAGCUGAGCAUGGAGCCGAUACCACCCACCGAGCAGUUCGCGUCCGCUCCCACUUACGUGAUGGCCUGUGUGGCCUGGUCUGCAGACAAGGUGGCGUGGCAUGACUCGAACGAUGUGAUCGAGGGCUUCUCGAUCGAGAAGCUCGGUCUGUACUGCGACGCUGUGGGCGGCUCCUGCGGCUGGCCCUGCGGGUCCAACCCGUCGGUAGAGGGCCUGGCAGGCUGCCCCGACGGCGUGCUGCAGGUGGACCCGCUGGAGGGCGGAGACGGCUACAGGGUGGGCGGUCGUGACUUGUUUAACGUGAGCCUCGUGGGCAACGUGGACCUCAGGGCGUGCAUCUCCGAUUCAUGGUCUGAAGAGUGCAUCACUUCCACCUCGCUGAUGUCCCAGUGGCCGUGUCACACGUGCCGUCAGACGACGAUCUCGGCGACUCUGCAAGAGCAUUCCCUGGACUACGACAGCCUGCCGCGUAUGGAGGUCACGCUUCGAAGUGUGGCCGAUGAUGACGGCACACUCCUGAACGCGAACGCUGCACCGCGUGCGUACAUUUUCACCACCGGCAUAGACGUCAGCGGCAUCGGCCCAGCUGGCAUGUGGAACGGCACUUGGAAGAGGCUGUACGACCCAUCGGUGUACGAUUCCGUGACCCACCCGAAGCCCAAACCGCUGGCAGUUGUGGAGAUUGAGCAAGCUGAGCUUGAGAGCGGCGAGACCGCCAGUGUGCAGGCUCUGCUGGACGAUGCGGACUGGAACCUCAUGGAGUUCCGAGACAUGAACAAAGUGACGCUGAGCCCCAGCCAGUGCUUCGGUCGGCGGGGCCCGCUGUACGUGGUGGCCUGCGCGGUCAAUGCCAGCCUCUACGGCGAUCUGUUCGAGCUGCAGCUGGGGCAGACCGUGGCCCCGCCACCCUUCAACGACCGCUGUCUCGCGGUGGCUGGCCGCUGUGCGUACGCGUGCGGGGAGGCAUCGGGGGAGCCCAUGCUGUACUGCACGCCAGAGGGGACGAUCGAUAUGGCGGAGCUGGUCUCGAACUUCGAGGUGCCCACCAACGACGGCGUGGCGGUCAACGCGUUCGUUGUGACCCUCCUCAUAGGAUUCGCCGUGAGGCUCGUCACGUACUUCCCGGGCUUGUUCAUUCCGUACAAGCAUCCCAAAUUCUAUCAUCCCGGCAUGACAGGGCAGUUGAAGUACAUUGCAGUUUGCGCGCCCAGUGGAGGCGAGACCAAGGCGGUUGUGCUCCGCAAUAUUGUCGGUGCAUUCUCCGGCAUGCCCAAGAGCUGCCAGUGCCCUUUCUAUGUCGUGUUCGCAGACGAGGGGCACAGGCACCCGCAAAAGGUUAUGUUCAGGGCGUUCGCCACGGUUCUGAAGCAUAUCCCAGACGUCUCCCUGAACCAGCUCACGGGCGCGAGGUCUCCAAGAAGCGCGUCCCCUUCUGGCUACAAGGAGGACAACCUGAAGACAUUCACGAAGCUGUGGGUGGAGCAGACCAGGCUGUUCCGGCUGGCUACCUGCGAGACUGCCAAGACUGCGUCAAAGAUCAAGUCGCUGCGCCAGAAGCUGAAGGAGGGCGAGGAGCCAACGGCUGAAAUCAAGAAGCUUGAGAAGCAGCUCGACGACCUCGCCGGGGUAACGGCACUGAAGACGCUGCAGUCCCGCUCUGGGUGGCCGAAGGCAAGCGACGGCACCGAGGCUGGCAAUUUCAUCCGCGACCUUGAAGAGGCGCUCCAGCAGCUGCGCAAGGAGCUCGCCUGCGGCGAGAAGACGUUCGAUGGUGCUGGAGUGUGCGAUGCGCGAGUGCCAAUGCACCUGGACGACGUGGAAGCGCACGUCUGGACGCCGCGCCCAUCGAGCGCCAACCCGAGCCCGAGGCCGCUGUACACGCUGCAUUAUUGUGGCCGUGCUAAGCCGGACGAGGACGACAGGAUCCUUAAAGUACAGCACGUGGCACGUGGGGUGUGGUAUUACAAGAUCCCGCAGCUGGAAGAAGCCAGGGGCCAGAAGAGUUGGCGAGAGUGGCGCAAGAACGCCCAGGAAUUCACGGAUGCCGACUUUGACACGAAGAAGUACCUCGUGCCGUUGCGUACCAGCCGCGGCAAGGCCGGUGGCCUGAAUUUUGUGGAGAACUAUUUGUUUGACUACACCAUGCGCUUGGAACCCGCGGCGAACGAUGCCCUGGAGCCUGGCCGUUUCAAGUAUUCUCUAUUCAGCAUCGCCGACGCGCGCCACCAGUUCCAGCCAGACUUCAUGCACGAGACUAUUCCCUUCUUUUUCCAGAAGCGCAGGAGCCACGAAGAUGACCAUGAGGUGGACACUUCGGUUGCGUUCACCCAGUGCCCGCAGUUCUAUCCGGAGAUGCCCGACGACGUGGAUUACCUGGACACCAACAACUCGAACUUCUUCCGCCUGAACUGCAUGCUCAGGAACUGCGCUGGCGGCGUCAGCUCCUGCGGCACCGGCGGCACCUGGCUAAUCCGGGACAGACGUGCAGGCAUCCAUGGCACGGACAGCAUCUGGGAUAUGGAGUCAAUCGAGAUGAAGCGCCAGGGGUUCACGCAGAUCAUCGAGUACACCUUCUUCCACGAGAGCUGCAAGGUCGAGGACACUGCCAGUUCUCUUGACCGUGUCGUUAAGGGCAAGCACUCCCAGUACAUCAACCAGCGCCUCGCCUACGGCAUGGCCAAAGACCCGGUGGACUACCUGGCCGCGGUGCAGCGCUGGGCCGAGGGUGGCGUUGUACUCUCCCUGCAGACCUUUCUCGGAUGCGAGGAAGGCAUCCACAUGAUUUGGAUGACGUUUGUCUUGUUUUUGUCGUUCAUCGGCUCCCUGUUCUGGCUGGUUUACGGACCGGGUUACAAGGGCCUCUUCGACGUGGCAGGCGAUCUCGUCCCCACUGCCGGCGAGUGGUUCCGCGAUGCCAUGCUUGAGAUUGCCAUUCAGUUCGCGGAUUGGUGCGAAGGCUACGGAGCCACGACCGAGACAUACAAGCACGUCUAUGUGGACAUGUUCCUGAACGUGCAGGGCUGGAUCUUCGCGGUCUGCCUCUUCUUCAUCGUGCUGCUGGUGAUCACGACCAUCUCGCACUGGCUCCAUCACUGCACGUGCUGUGGGAGGAAGCGGAAACUUCGCCGCACUCGUUUUCCAACCACAAUGGCGCAGUGGGCGCGCUUGCUCAUCACGAUGGACAACUUAACGUAUUUUCUUUGGUUCUGGACUGCCUUCUUCUGGGUUGGCUUUAACUACUACGCAGUCUUCUUCCGCAGGUACUACCACUUCGACGCGGAUGGCAUGGUGCUGUUCUCGUGGAUGAUGCAGGCCCUGUCCUGGUCGAUGGUGAUCAGCGCCACCUGCCGCUACCGCAUGGAUCAGAGCAUGGCUGCCAACGAGGUGUUCUUUCUCAGCCUGACGAACAUCUGGCGCACCACUCAACUCUUCUACAUCACUGCACCGCUCACUGCAUACUCCAUCGUCAUGGGCACAUCCGAUUUCUUGAAGAACAGGAUGCUUGGCGUCGACAUCAGUUACUGGGUUGGCGGCGAUCGUGGUGCCGUGUCAAAGGCCAUGACGCAGUGGUGGACGCUGUUCCUCGUCAGCGCCAUGGUAGUCGUCCAGAUCCUGUUUUGGGCCAACAUGUUGCCCCACGCUGACGUCGUCGGGGUCUUCAUUGUCAGCUUCAUCGGAUUGGACGUGAUGCAUCCGUGUGCUUUCCUGUGGCUCGGCACAGAGGCCGAGAAUCUUCCGAAGCCGCCAACAGGCGAAAUGCCUGGCUGGCAGCGCUGCCUUCGCAGGGGCUUUCAGCUCGCGUUCAGCGCCGCCUUCUGGCGCAACUGUAUGCGCAAGCUGGUCUUCCAUCCUCGUACCGCGAUGUGUGUCCAAUGGAUCGGGCCCAUACAGAACGUGUUGAUGCCCAUCCUCACCAUGUGGAUGCCCGAGCUCGGCAUCAACAAUGCGCUCCUGCUUCUGGCGACUGUCAAGUGAGAGCCCUCACUAUCCUUCUCUUCUCCUCCCCCUUCGUCUCCUCCCUUUCCAGACCCCUCCCUCCCUCCCGCCCUCCUCCCCCCCCGCCCCCCCGCGCCGCGGCAGCGCUCCCCGAGACGGGUGUCGCGGCCCUCCGCCCUCCUGGCCACAAGAGCCACGCCCGAAAAUUCGAGACAUGCGGCGGGCCGCGCUGACCCGCCGAAACUCCAGCGCGUGCCCCGCCAGAGGCCACCAGUGGUGAGCUUCCGAGCGCGAGGAGGAUUCGAAGCAGCUUACAGAUCCCUCGCUGGCGCCGGCAGGGGCGCCGCAGCCAGACGGGGCAGGCUCAACGCCUGGCCCUGCGCGCGGCCCUGGCGGGAUCGGCGGCAUCCUCGGCCCCAGGCGGUGGCCUCGGCCCCCAUGGUGGCGAGCUGCGGCCUGCCAAUGCGCGCCGCAGGCGCCACCGUAGGCCGGCCCUCCAGGAUCUGCUCGAGGGGGCAGCUGACGCCGCAGCCAGUGCUCACCAUGGAGAAAGGGGUCCUGAGAUUCUUCGCAGGUUUCGGCCUGGUGCCCUUGCCGGGCCCCAGGGCCAUCAGGAGUUGGUCGGCGCGGGGGUCCCACACCAUAUGUGCAUGCUGUUUCCUGGCACCUUUCCUCCCCUUCCUCCUCCUCCCCCUCCUCCUCCUGCUCCUCCUCCUCCUCCUCCUCCU
Messenger RNA from Prorocentrum cordatum, 5593 nucleotides. The record is from the annotation of a GenBank genome assembly. NCBI's taxonomy places the organism in Eukaryota, Dinophyceae, Prorocentrales, Prorocentraceae.